CUCUUUCGGUUUCGAUUAGCCGGUUCUCUAGUUUUGGCAUAUAAAUCUGUGCGGUUAAAAUUUAAGGACUAUUGCAGUUGUACACAGGCCGCUAAUGGCUAUUUGUAACGGUAAUGGUAAAGAUUGGAUUGCAUAUGUCAUUGCAAUACUCAUAGCUAUUUUAGCCAUUGUGUUGAGUGUCUGUGCAUAUUUGCAGUGUACAAAAGACAAGCCGAACGGCGGCGAAGAGUCUGCGAUAGAAAGUCUUAAAGCAAUGAUCAAGAAACAAGUGGCUAAUUUAACCGACAAAGCUAAACUCGAACGUGAGGAUACCAACCGUACCAUUUCAAUUCUCAGUAAUGAAGUAACGCAACUUAAACACGACUACAUGGAACUUCUCAGCGAAACCGGAGCGCUGAACAAGACAAUAAAUUACACGACCAGUGCCACAGUUCAACGAGCUUUGAACGAGUUGAAUAAUGUCAAAGAAACUCAGAGAGUUAUUCAGAAGAAAUUGGAAGCAUUGUCUCAUCUUAAUGAUACCGCUGAAGAUUAUUUGAAUUUGGGGAAAGAAGUGAAAAAUCUUGCAACGAAGGUGAAUCAGAAUAUAACUCAUCUUGAGGAGAACCUAAAAGAUAAUCGUCGAGAAUGGGAACGAGCCCUUGACAACAAGACAUCAGAGAUCAAGUCAGACGUUUUGGCUCUUGAAAACAAAUUGGAUGAAUUUGAGCUCAAACUUGAGAACCCCAAAUUUGAGAACCGCACUCAGAACGGAACUACUAAUGGCGUUGGAGUGAUGCGCCUGACUACCAAAGUAUGUAACCUCAUGUUUUACACUAUAAUCUUCUGGACAACACUGAACGUUAUUGUACAUUUUUAGUUAACAUAUGUAUAGGAUAAACACCGAGAAGGAGGGUUUUAUGUCAGAUAAUGACCCGAGGACGCGCAGCGUCCGAGGGCAUUAUCUGACAUAAAUUCCGACUUUCGAGAUUAUUGAUUGAGGAGGUUUUCCAACAAAGUUUUGUCUGCUUUGUCCGCUUUGAACGACGAUUUUCUGAGUUUUCCUUCACCUUUUCAGCUAAUUAAUAUUCAAGGUGAUUAUUAAAAAUAAUACUGUUAGUAUAUCACCUCGGUACACGAAAGAAAACCGACUCAAUCAAGAGAUUAAUAUAACAUAUUUAUUAUACUUCAUACAUUGUAGAUCUAAUAAAGUUUGUUCUUCAGAGUUGAACUGAAUGUUUAAUAAAUUAUCUUCUUCGAUCAGAGUUCAAAUAAAAACAUAGACGACAACUAUACAUAUGCUUUCAAGAUUGUAACGAUUUGCAGUAAUUAGUCGCUAUACAUAG
This is a messenger RNA of Paramuricea clavata, 1325 nucleotides long. NCBI's taxonomy places the organism in Eukaryota, Metazoa, Cnidaria, Anthozoa, Malacalcyonacea, Plexauridae. The record is from the annotation of a GenBank genome assembly.